Molecule: messenger RNA, 1446 nt
Organism: Somion occarium
Lineage: Eukaryota; Fungi; Basidiomycota; Agaricomycetes; Polyporales; Cerrenaceae
Source: the annotation of a GenBank genome assembly
ACCAGCUUUCUUGUCUUUACGCUUUUGUUUCAAACUAACUGCCAACGCUAGUAACCUCUCUGAAUACCGUAUACCCCCUAUAGCUAGCCCUGUUGUUGACAGUGCAGCUACCUCUCUGUAAAUCCCUAACGAAAGCAAUACAGGAGACAAGGAUAUUGACACAAUGUCCGCAUACUUCAUACCCCGUUCCCGGGGCACGUCGACUCAGCAAUCACCUUCGCAUACAUCGGAGGCUCAAGUCUCUUCGAGUCGUCCCGAAGAAAGUGUCUUGACACUUGACCUUGAACGUUCGAUCUACCUCUUCCCCAAUCCUUCCUCUAUCCCGCCAAGUCCGAGUGGCUCCUCGGCUUACUCCGUUCCCAGCGAUUUCAGCUUCAGCUCUCCGGGUGGUUCUCGAGAACGGACCAUAAGCCGUAGUACAGAUGCCUCUGGUGAUGCCUACAUCAUUAACCACGGACGUCCAAGACUGCACAGUUCUUCCUCCUAUGCGUCUGCGUCGUGGCAGAAUAGCCCCCUUGUGCGCUCUUCUGCCGAUCUUGACACUGAGGUCGAACUUUGGGACUGGACGGAGGAGUUAAGGGAGGAGGUGGUGGUGGAUGAGUCGGAGUUGGAAGCUGCAGUAGAGCGUGCCAGUCGAUGGGAUAUUCCGUCACGACACUUUCGUGAUCAUCCACUCCGCACGAUUACAGGCCCAUCCCCUCCUCGAAUUGUACAGUUGGGGAGUUGCAAUGUCCGACUGGAUGGCACUCACCAACGGACCCGAACUCAGUCAAAUAUAAGCUUUGCAUCAUUAUCGUCCUUCAGCUCAUCUCCAUUUGGUGGUCCACCACAUCCUCGCAUUCGCAUUCCACUCCUCUCAUUCAUCGCAUCUUUGUUUGGGUUGGAUUUGGAUGAUCCUGCUCUUCGACUUCUUACAACGUCCUCUUCUGAUUCUGUACUCUUUCCCGGUCAAGGAUGUCUUGUCGGACUACAGGACUCUGAGAAACCUCAAAUGUCCAAAUGUAUUCGCAUUGAUGUUGUAGAUGAUGACACUACAGAAGAGAAGCCUCACGGGCUGUUGAAACUCUUCAUUCUUUCCGAUGACUCACGUACUACUCUUCAGAGUCUAAAGAGUGGCUUAGGGGCUGUCGCUUCGCCCAUCUAUUCCAUUCCGGAGACAAUUUCUGUUCCGACUUUCAGUAGUUUCUUCGGACUGUCACGAUUGGUUGGCGAUCUUUGGAGUAAAGGCGGGGAAGCUGUCCAGCAGCUUCGUGCACCAUCUUGAUAUUUUGUGUUUCUUUGUUUUGCAUUUGGUUUAAUUCGUUCGCAAUGCCCUUAAGACGACCUGUAGAAGUAUAGAAUAGUGUUGUACAUUUUCCGUGCAUUAUGAGUUCCUUGCGUUCGAUGUGAAACACGCAAACCCUCACCUACAUACGUACAUCAAAAUGUUGAAUUUCGAGUGUACGC